Molecule: messenger RNA, 552 nt
Organism: Ilyonectria robusta
Lineage: Eukaryota; Fungi; Ascomycota; Sordariomycetes; Hypocreales; Nectriaceae
Exons: 2
Coding region: 1-552 (183 amino acids)
Source: RefSeq, a predicted model, not a curated record
AUGGCCUCUCCCCAAGUCAAUGGCGAUAUCCCGAGCUCUGUCUCUUCCGCCUUCCUCCAGCACCUUCUGAACUACCCCGUCAUUAGCGACAGUGUCGACACCUUCAAGUCCAACGAGUACGGCCAAAAGUCCAUCAAGCUCGGCGACGCUGCCUACCAGACCUUUGCUGCUCCCGUCAUUCCCUGGUUCGCCAAGCCUUACCAGUAUGUCUCGCCUUACGUUCAGAAAGCCGACACCCUCGGCGACAAGACCCUCGACCGCAUUGAUGAGAAGUUCCCCGUCGUCAAGAAGCCCACCACCGACCUCUACAAUGACACCAAGGGCCUGAUCCUCAUGCCCUACACCAAGGGCCUUGAGGGCAAGGAGCACGUCCUACAAGUUUACACCAGCGAGUACAAGAAGAACGAGCAGGCCGGACUUGUCGCACACGGCAAAGCUGCUGUCACUACGGUCCUUGUCGUCAGCAACGAGACCCUGUCCUGGCUCAGCAGCUUCCUCCACGCGAAGAAGACCGAGGCCACUCAGACCGUCAACGACAAGAUCAACCAGUAA